This is a messenger RNA of Vicugna pacos (alpaca), 8150 nucleotides long. RefSeq names its product zinc finger with KRAB and SCAN domains 1 (gene ZKSCAN1). Lineage: Eukaryota; Metazoa; Chordata; Mammalia; Artiodactyla; Camelidae. Gene Ontology annotation, molecular function: RNA polymerase II cis-regulatory region sequence-specific DNA binding; DNA-binding transcription factor activity, RNA polymerase II-specific. Gene Ontology annotation, cellular component: nucleus. Gene Ontology annotation, biological process: regulation of transcription by RNA polymerase II. The record is from RefSeq and is a predicted model, not a curated record.
AGUCCCGGAAGGCGAGGUGCUGACACACUUCCGGCCUUUGUGACUCAUUGUGUCUGUGUCGAGGCGUCGGGAGGGCCUAGGUCCGUGUGCGGCGCCCUUCGGCCGGCCUGAGCCCCAGAGUCAGCUCCCCUUGCUCGCCCAGCGCCCCUAGGCCGCUCCCGGGGCUCACGGAAGAGCGCGGAAACAGCUAUUAGAAGACAUCUCCUGGGACAGAAAGGAGAGCGCACGUCCUGUUCAGAUCAGGUCAGGUCCCUGAGCCUGAAUGAUGACAGCUGAGUCGAGGGAAGCCACUGGUCUGUCCCCCCAGGCUGCCCAGGAGAAGGACGGGAUCGUGAUAGUGAAGGUGGAGGAGGAGGAUGAGGAAGAGCACAUGUGGGGGCAGGACGCCAGCCUGCAGGAGUCUCCUCCUCCCGACCCAGAGAUAUUCCGCCAGCGUUUCAGGCACUUCUGUUACCAGAACACUUUUGGGCCUCGAGAGGCUCUGAGUCGACUGAAGGAACUUUGUCACCAGUGGCUCCGACCAGAGAUAAACACCAAGGAGCAGAUCCUGGAGCUGCUGGUGCUGGAGCAGUUCCUUUCCAUUCUGCCCAAGGAGCUCCAAGUCUGGCUGCAGGAGUACCGUCCCGAUAGUGGGGAGGAGGCUGUGACCCUUCUGGAAGAUUUGGAGCUUGAUCUGUCAGGGCAGCAGGUCCCAGGUCAAGUUCAUGGACCUGAGAUGCUCGCGAGGGGGAUGGUGCCUCUGGAUCCAGUACAGGAGUCCUCCAGCUUUGACCUUCAUCAUGAGGCCACCCAGUCCCAUUUCAGACAUUCGUCUCGGAAACCCCGCCUCUUACAACCACGGGCUCUCCCUGCCACCCACGUUCCUGCCCCUCAUCACGAGGGGAGUCCCAGAGACCAGGCGAUGGCAUCUGCACUAUUCACGGCAGAUUCCCAGGCAAUGGUGAAGAUCGAGGACAUGGCCGUGUCCCUCAUCCUGGAGGAGUGGGGCUGUCAGAACCUGGCUCGGAGGAAUCCCAGUAGGGACAACAGGCAGGAGAAUUACGGGAACGUGAUUCCCCAGGGUUGUGAAAACAGGAAUGAGAAUGAGGAGUCCACCUCAAAGGCUGAAAUUGCAGAUGACCCAGCGUCACAGGGGGAGACAGCAGGAAAGUUCCAGAAAGAUUUCGGAGAAAAACGUGACCAGCAGGGCAGAGGAGUAGAAAGGCCGCAAAGAAACCCUGAGGAGAAAACCGGGAAAGAAAAGAGAGACCCGGGGCCAGCUGCAGUCAAGGAGAAAAAACCCAGCCCAGAAGGGCGAGGCCCUCGGGAGAAGGGGAAGGCGCUGGGGAGGAGCUUCAGCCUGAGCUCCAACUUCAACGCGCCUGAGGAAGUUCCGACGGGAACGAAGUCCCACAGGUGCGAUGAAUGUGGUAAAUGCUUCACAAGGAGCUCCAGCCUUAUUCGCCAUAAAAUAAUCCACACCGGAGAAAAGCCCUACGAAUGUAGCGAGUGUGGGAAAGCCUUCAGUCUUAACUCCAACCUCGUCCUGCACCAGCGCAUCCACACAGGGGAGAAGCCUCACGAAUGUAACGAGUGUGGCAAAGCCUUCAGUCACAGCUCAAACCUCAUCCUGCACCAGCGCAUCCACUCUGGGGAGAAGCCUUACGAAUGUAACGAGUGCGGGAAGGCCUUCAGCCAGAGCUCAGACCUGACCAAGCACCAGAGGAUCCACACUGGGGAGAAACCGUACGAAUGUAGCGAAUGCGGAAAAGCUUUCAACCGAAACUCAUACCUUAUUUUGCAUCGGCGAAUUCACACCCGAGAGAAGCCCUACAAGUGCACGAAGUGCGGCAAGGCCUUCACCCGCAGCUCCACCCUCACCCUGCACCACAGGAUCCACACCAGAGAGCGAGCCUCCGAGUACAGCCCCGCCUCCCUGGAUGCCUUCGGAGCGUUCCUGAAAAGCUGUGUCUAGUGCGAGAAUUUGUCAACAAGCCAUUUCCCCCUUUUGUUUCUAAAAGUAUUGCAGAGAUGUGUGCCCACGGAGGGGAAAAAAACAGCCUCAACAGAUUUAAAAGGACAAAAAAAUCACUCUUAAGGAUCCUUCCAGUGACAUCAGCAGUGUUCUGCCUUUGUCUGGCCUGCGGGUGUGUGAUUGCUCCAAGCUGACCAAAUGGAUAACCCACGUGCUGUUUCCACACCAGAUAAAAGCACACAGACAGGCCAACGUCAGGCUUUUCAGAAAUGAGGAUACCUUUCAGGCGCUCUCGGACUCUCCGCAGCCACACGUGGGAUUGAAAGGUGAAGAUCGGCUCUGUGAAGAUGACACCGAGGUUAAAAACCUAUUUGCCGCAAACAAGCCCUACUUGGCCAACAUCUUGCUGAACCUUAUUUCUCAAAAAAGAGGGACAGUCCACACAAAAACCACAUUGGGACAUGCUGCUCAAACUAGUUCCAUAUACGGUAAGGUAUGUACACGGGCACUGGGGGCCUACCAAAGCUAUCGGGAUCUAGGACCGUGCUGAUCAGUGUCAAACCAAAGAUUUCUGUCUCUUCCUCAAAGAGAGGCAUGUGCGCCAGUCUGCGGUUCCAGAGGACGGCCACAAACGUAGACGGGUGUGUCCUCAUCACUGAGAUCAGCUCUAGUGAAACGGCAGCAGUGACUCAGAACACUUCUCUGCCUUCACGAAAUCCCCGAGCCCCUAAGCACUGUCGCACUCCUCGGUGCAUUUCUCCACAAGUUAGCACUUGAUUGUGUGCUGUCUUUGAACCCUUCAUUGUUCCGCGUGUGAAAGUUUUCAUCACUCCCCAGAAGAGACGCUUCUGUCAUCAGGGGAUGUGUUCAUACCCCUGACAGCCCUGGACACAGGGCUGAGCACAGAAGCACUCAUCCUGCCUGACUUCAAGCUGGACUUGCACACUUACGGUAAAGCCCUGUGAGUCACGGGCACCUGAAAUCUGGCAGCCUGGCCCGGCUGGCAAUCGGGGCAUUCAGGGCUCCAGGCCUGCUGAGGCUCGAGAGUCCGAUGCUGUUCUCGUCCGAAACAUAAAAGAGAGGCGCUGGUUAGCUGCCUGCACAGACUGCACCUAAACAUGGAUCAGCGAGUCAACACUGGACUGUCAGAAAUGACUUCAUUGUCAUCACCUUAAAGAAGAAAAAUGUGAACACUUACUAAGGACAUUUUUUGGUACCUGUCUAUGGCAAAGAUCUUAACCAGAACCUCUUCAGCCCCCUGCGGAAGCAACAUGAUUUGGGCACUUUCUGCGUCAUCUGUGACUUUCAGUAAUACGGCUCAGAAGGUGUGAUUGCUGUUGCCUUUCAGAAAGAGGAACGUUUGUAGGGAGCAUUUUUUUCCCUGCACUUUCCAGAAACAUUUAAAAAAUUGACAUCAUUAGCUGGCAAUUACCUAAACGUGUUUGUUGCUUUGAGAAAGUCACCAACAUGCGAAGCUGUGUUUGGUUGUAUCACAGUCACGCUCAUGGUGUCUUUUCUGUUUCUCCUCACUAAAGACUGAGGCGAGGUUAUGUAAUGUUGACCUUUCCCAUCACCUGUGCAGGAGGAUGCAUUGGCUUCUGGGUGGAAGCUAGUGACAGGCCGUUUUCAGGUCCACAUACAGCAGCGUGGGCUCCGUCAGAAGGCGUCAGGGCCUUAGGCAGAGAUGAACCUGCUCACUAGAGUGUGCGGCUGAUCCUGGACAGCCCUGCGGGGACUUGGAGUCUAAGAACACAACCUGAAGACCAUGCCCAUGACGGGAGACACCCCAUCCCCUGCAGAGUUUGAGAUUUUCUGUCAAGAACUAAAACUCAUUUGUCAGCUAUUCGCUAACCAGCAACCCACGCCUGUGAGACGGCGUCGCUUCACGAGGACCCAAGGAGGUGGGGCAGCUGUGGCCUUGGCUCCAGGCCAAACUGAACUUCCGCACGACACUCAUCCUCUGGCCUCUCCUUGCAGCCCGGACCAGCUACAGCUCCCCUGUAGCUUCUCGGCGAUUGCGUCGGUGCUGCCGGCGGAAGUCAGCUGGUGGCCAGAGUGCCCUCCAGUCUGAGAAAAGCAGGAGAGAUGCUCCAGAGGAGCAAACCUAAGUAGCUUUUUAUAGUAACGUGAAGGUAGAAGAAAUGCUUUCAGGAAUCUGCUUCAGAGAGCGAAGCAUAGAAAGCUGCCGGUGCUCUUGAGGAAAGACUUGGCCGGGAAGCAGCCGCCAGCCGUGAGGUUCCUGGCUCCUCACCCUGAGCGGAGCGCCGACCGUGCUGAGCAGGCGAGGGGCGUUGGUUGGUUCCACAUCGGCCCUUUUGAGCCGCAGCUACACGCUGACAUCAUUCAGCCCUCUUUUUUUUCUUCAAUGGAAAUUAAAGAAAACCUGUGCCCCCACAUUUAAUUCCUGUUUUACUGGGACAUCGUACUGACCAUGUGGGAUGGCCCCUCGGGGUUGCUUCAGGUCUUCGGCAACACACUCCUUGAAGCAGCUAUUUGAAGAUGUGUUUUCUGAAGAAAACAGGCUCCCGCUGUUUAUUAAAACCAUGCACAGUGCAUUCAUUUAUCAACUGCUCAGUGCAGAGUGCAACUGGGCCAUAGUCCUAAAGGCUUAUAGCAUCUAAUCAGCGCUCAGGAUAGUCAUUCGGAAGUUCCUGACUGGCUGAAGUCUGUCAGCAGUUGAAGUGCUCUCUGGCUAACCAUUAGCAUGCUGGCUGACCCAGUGGAAGUUUGUGGGAGGUUUUUUAAAACUACACCUUAAUCUUGCCAGGAAGAGACGUGAAAUCCUUCAGGUUGUGGGGGAGUCGCGUCGUCUUCAUCCUGGCAGGCAGGGCUGAAGCCUGAGACGGUCGAGGUUUGAGGCAUCUUGAUAUGUAAGGCACUUAGGAUUUUAUUAAAGGCAUACAAGGGAAACUGUGCUAAGUAUGCACAGAGAGGUGGACGUGUUUGUUGUGAGACAAGUCACAUCUCCCAUCGUAGAAUUCAUUCCGAGAAGGAAUCUCUUGAAUGUGAUGAGUGUGGCAAAGCCUUGAAUCGCAUCUCAGCCCUUGGCAUCAGAAAGCUUACACUGUAAAUAAACUGCUAAUACUAUGUGCGAGGAAAACUUUAUUGUAUAGCACUCAUUGCUUUGGACAGAAAAUGAAUUCCGUCAGUCUGUUCCAAUCAUGUAAUGAAUUUCAGAAACACUGCAGAGGAAGCUCAAUCUUAACUCCAAAGGAUCCACGGAAGAAAAAAAAAUGUGGGGAAAUGCUAAAGAAAUAGCAAAAUGUACGACUUCUGACAAGAACUGUAAAUGUCGGGUACUUCUAUAUAUUUUGUACGACCGUAGUGUCAGUGUCUGUGUUUUGUACCUCCAGCCCCUGUUGUUACUCUGUACAGCCCCUGUAAACAGAUAAUGUAUUUUAUUUUAAUCUAUUUGACAGAACACAUCACUCCAGAAGAGCAAUGUCUGGGAGUGAGUAGUGAAGAAGAUUGUGGUUAUAGACAAAAAAGUCAGUUCCAAGAACUGAGGAGGGGGGAAAAGAGAAAACAAAAACAAAAACAAAAAACCUUCAGAGUUUGGAGCUUAUCAAGUCAAGAGAGAUGAGCAGAUUGUUUAGGAGAGGCAGGUUCACAAGGCACUAAAAUGGAGCAGUUCCUCCAAACAUCUGCAGCUUCCUGGGACUUCCCUCCUAACAGCCAGGAGGUUGACCUCUUAGCUGCCAGAUCAGCGUUUCAGGCAAAGAGAAGGGGUCCUCUGAGCUUGUCGGGGGGAGUGAGAAGGUCUACGCAUUGCAUUGAGGUGGGGGGUGUUUAGGAAGACCAGUGGGACCCCUGAACCUUAACUGGAUGCUGUUAACCAUAGGCCUGCCUCUCCCACUAACUCGUAAAUCCUUGCUUUGAAAAUCAGAGUCAGGAAGACACCAAGACGGAGAAAACAGGCACAGAUGUGUCCAGUUCCUGUCGUGGCAGGAAGGUUCUAGAAGCAUUUUGCAGCGUUCCCUCUGGCUGUCUCCUGUGUAGCUUCCCUUCCCCCGACAGACUUGCCCUGGUUUCUGCUUGUUAGGAAGGAGGCCUUGUGAAGAUUCAUAGCCGUGAAAGAACUGUUUCUUACUUUUCAUCCUGGAGUUGAUCACCUUUUACUCUGGGUCUGGUCCUCCUGAUGUCCUCCCCUGAAGACCAGGUUCAUCCUCCCAUCCUCCUGGAAGACUCACUGUGCAAAUUGGAGUAACGGUAUUAAAACAGGAGUCAAGCAGGGACAGCGAUUCUUGUCAGAGGGGCCGUAUUUCUGUGUCCCGCUCUGCGCAACUUCUCAGAAACAUUGAUGAGGGGGCUGUGGUUCCCCAGCGGGAAGCCCAGUGAAGGUGUGCAGAUUGCAAAGUGAAACGUGGAGAAAAGGAUACUCAAUGAUAUAAAUAGAUCUUUUCGUAGAAGUUAGAGUAGAUUUUUUAUUUCAGCUACUACUGGAGAAUAUAAUAAAAAGCAUUAUUUGAGAAGUUUCCCUAACAUUUAGGUUUCGUUUUUAGAAUGGACAUGCUACUGUACAUUUUAAAGUAGUUACUUAUUUUGCUAUUCAAAUUAAUUUUUUAUUAUAUCUAAGAAGGAUAUUAUCUGUUUUACUUUUCAAAGCUUUGUAAAGCAAACUUGAAGUUCUAGGGGAGGUAAGCCAUCUCCAAUUCUGCAGGUCAAAGAAAAGUUUGGGAAAUACUUUGGACAUCUCAUAAUACAGAAUGUCUUAACACGAGAACUUAGCUUCACGGUGUCUGGUUCUGUUUAAUAGCAGAUACCACAAACCUCAUGUUUUUCUCUUAUCCUAAAACAGUGGAAGGUAUAGAAGGGGCAUUCGGUUGACUUCUGGACAAUGGUCUACUGUUAUUUUAACCUUUUUUUUUCCUUUUAAUCUUUGAGAUUCUCACCUACACUUACUAAAGAAUCAUGACUCACCUCACAUUACACUAAUUAGCAAAGUUAAUUGGUCUUAAAGUUAAAUUUUCUCCCUUCAGCAGGCAUUCAUUCAGCAGUCAGGCUGAGGGGUUUUAGAUGCAAAGAAUAAGUUCUGUGAGUGUUUGAAAGGUGGUAUUGAAACUGGGAUCUCUUUCCAGCUUCAGAUUUGGGUUUCAGGCUUCUCGGGUCCAGGGAGGGGUCUGGGCAGCUGCAGUCGCCCCAUGUCACCAUCAGUUGGUCUUCUGACAAGGUCAGGUGUGUUAGCAAGGAGAUGGGAGGUAGAGUGGGAAGGGCCGGGACUCCCAACUGGGCAGGGUAAUGAGGCAACCUGAGGAAGGAGGGGAGAGAGGCUGUUGGGUGUGAUGGGCGGAGCAGUGCUCACCUGCCUUCCCCCCCACUUUAGAAGCUUCACAGUGUGAAUAAGGUUUUAGUCCAUCCAAGCAAGGACAAAGCAUAUUAGACUGAGAGAUGCUUCUGCUGGCUGCAGAGGUUCUAACAUGAAUAUGUGAGGAGGUGGGUGGGAGGAAGUGGGUUGUGAUGACACAGGAAAAUUUGGUCUAAAAAGAUACCAGUUGGGGGAAAAGGGUGGGAUAUGCAAGCAAAAGCAGCAGUUAUUUUAAAACAAACGUAUUUUUAUUAACUUUUAGUUAAAUAUAGAUUAUUACAACCAGGUCAACAUGAUAAGCCUAAAUCUAUAUAUAGUGCUAACUCAGGCAUCGUCUUGUUUAUCUGUAGACUGGCUGAAACAAACCUUUCCUGUCUUGUCAGUUCCUGGUUUUCUUAGUUUAGAAUAAAUUAGACCAAAAGAAACUUACUUGUCUUUGUAUCCCCGCAGAGUUAAGUUAUUGCUGUUAAAAUCUGACCUUUUCAUUUCUCCAGUCUUCAAAGAGUCCAGAUGCUUGGUAGAUGUUCAAUAAAUGAUUUUUAAUUGAAUUUGUUUAUUUUUAAUCCUCAUUAACAUUUCUAGAAAGGCUUCUUUCAAUAAAUAAUGAAAUCUUAGAGGAAAAAUGUUUGUUUUUUUAAGCUGGGAAACUCCUCCUUUGAAAAUAAUUUGAAAACUUGAUCAAGGACUAAAGUUCCAAUCAUGAGAAAUGGCAGCAAAAUAAAAUUUAUAUGCAUUUAUAGUCAGUGGUCCAUUUUAGGAGGCCAGUGGUGUCUGACAAAUUAGAGUAGUGAGGUUGGGGAAGGAAGUUGUGGGGAUUUGUAAUAAAUAUUCUCUAUGUUGUUUCUCUUCUGGGUCAUGGUAAAACAAUAAAUUAAUCAUCUCUAGGUGGCA